Molecule: messenger RNA, 1489 nt
Organism: Gossypium raimondii (Peruvian cotton)
Lineage: Eukaryota; Viridiplantae; Streptophyta; Magnoliopsida; Malvales; Malvaceae
Product: RNA pseudouridine synthase 5
Biological process (GO): pseudouridine synthesis
Molecular function (GO): RNA binding; pseudouridine synthase activity
Source: RefSeq, a predicted model, not a curated record
AAUUCAAUUCGGGUCACACUUUCGGAGGUAAAAUCGGCCAUUGAAGCUUCAAAAUAUGUCGAACCAUUCGCGAACUCAGUCUCUGGUCUUCGGGAUACCUUGGCCUGAACUCAACGAUGGCUUAUUCUAUAGCGACGUCGUUCCACAUUCCGAUUCCGAGCUUACUUUAAUAGAUUUUUACUCAAGGAAGUACAAUUCAGCUCCUUUACAAGGUUGGUUGCAGCGAAUUCAAAAUGGACAGAUAUCAGUUGAUGGAAGAGUCGUUAAAGAUCCAAAUACGAUUCUCAGUGGUGAUUCAGUUUUAGUUUACCAUAGGCUUCCAUGGAAAGAACCUGAUGUUCCUCACUUGCUUGAAGUUCUAUACGAGGAUGAUGACAUGGUUGCUUUAAACAAGCCUUCUGGUCUUCAAGUUUUGCCUGGAGGCCUUUUCCAGCAACGAACUGUUUUGACACAGCUUUGUUGGAGUGUAAAGAAGCAGAACUCUACACUAAACAGUCAAGAAACACAUCCUGUUCCUGUUCAUCGCCUAGGAAGGGGCACAUCAGGAAUAUUACUUUGUGCAAAGACAAAAGUUGCUAAAACUCGCCUUGCAGCAUAUUUUGCUGAUGGAACAUCUCUUGUUGGAGCUACCAGUAAUAGGAAAGCUGCACGAAGUGGUACCAGGAAAAUAUCAAAGAUAUACCGAGCACUUGUGACUGGCAUACUUGUUGAUGACAAGGUUAUCAUUGAUCAGCCUAUUGGAAUUGUGCGAUAUCCCGGAGUGGCCAAAGGACUAUAUGUUGCUUCACCCUCAGGGAAGCCUGCUUUGAGCAAAGUUGAAGUUCUUGAGAGAGAUGAGAAACAAAACUGCACAUUGGUUCAGGUUGAGAUUGAGUCGGGACGGCCUCACCAAAUACGGAUUCAUCUUUCGUUCAUAGGGCAUCCCUUGUUGGGUGAUCCGCUGUAUAUUGCUGGGGGCGAACCAAGGUGUUUUGACCCUGAGCUUGUUGAUGAAAGUUUUGCACAAGAUGGAGGGUACCAGAGGCCUACGAACCCUGUACCAGGAGACUGCGGCUAUUACUUGCAUGCUCAUCGACUUGUUCUUUCGCAUCCAACCACAAAUGAGAUGAUUUACAUCACCGCGCCACUUUCCACCAUCCUUCAAACGUCAGAUGAGGCCAACGGCUCGCCGGGAUCCGUAUCCAUCAACUCAGGUAAUUGAGAAAACAUCGCUCAUUUAAUGGCCUUUUCUACUGGCGAUGCCGGUAAAAUUCGAUUACUCGAUCAUCAAGAGUAGUGUUUUCUUUUUUAUUAGAAUUAUCAUCACGGGUAUAGAUAGGGGCAGGCAACGACCUUGGCCCCCAAAAAUGGUGAAACCACCAUUUAAACUCUUCAGGUUUUGUGAAAUUACAAGAUAAGACCUCUCAAAAAGUUAUAAAUCAUUUUUGACCCUCAAAACAAUUUUCUGAUUUCACCAUGUAUCAUCAUUUCAUGGGGAAGGGUUCCAAUA